AUGUCAAAUGUCAAAGAUUUGUAAAAAUAUAAAUGAUAAACAAAUUUCAACUUAAUAAACAACAAAUAUAUUUAGUGAAACUAAUUUACCAUUAAAACUAAAUAGUAAUUUAAGUGUAAAUGUUAAUUAAAAGGCUUUUUGGAAGCGCUUUAUUGUUGCGGGUCGCUACUAUUGGCUAUAGAGGUACAAUGGCUUGUGAAGGAAAUCAAUGUCAUUAUAAUACAACAAAGAAAACUAGCUAUUUAUCUCAAGCUGAAGCAGCAGCUCUUGAUCAGGAAUUAUUCAAUGACUAUAAAUUUAGUGUAGAUCAGCUCAUGGAGUUAGCUGGUUUAAGUGUAGCAACAGCAGUCUCUCGCGUAUUCCCAUCAUCUACACAUAAAUCAGCUUUAAUUAUAUGUGGACCUGGAAACAAUGGUGGUGAUGGACUGGUGGCAGCGCGACACAUGACACACUUUGGUUAUAAUGUAGGAGUAUAUUAUCCAAAACGUACACCAAAACCCCUGUAUGAAAAUCUUCUAUUACAAUGUGAAAAGUUUGGAGUAAAUAUCCUGAAUGAUUUACCACCAAUGGAAGAAAUUAAGCAAGAAUACCAAGUCCUGGUUGAUGCUUUAUUUGGUUUUAGUUUUAAACCACCAGUACGUGAAGGCUUGAAACCUGCACUAGAUGCAUUGGUUAAUGCUGGAUUACCUGUGUGUAGUGUGGAUAUUCCCAGUGGUUGGGAUGUAGAGAAUGGACCAACCUUAGAAAAUUCUCUCACACCAGCAUUGCUCAUAUCUCUUUCAGCUCCUAAACUAUGUGCGAAGCCAGAAAUACUAAAAGAAACCAAACACUAUUUAGGCGGAAGAUUUUUACCUCCUGGCAUCAUAGAAAAAUACAAACUCAAAUUACCACCUUAUCCUGAUCAAAGUCAAGUUGUUGAGUUGUAGUCAUUUAUAUAUUUUUUCUGUUAAAAAGUUUUUGUUAAUAAAACAUUA
This is a messenger RNA of Vanessa atalanta (red admiral), 974 nucleotides long. RefSeq names its product NAD(P)H-hydrate epimerase (gene Naxe). The record is from RefSeq and is a predicted model, not a curated record. Gene Ontology annotation, cellular component: mitochondrion. The coding region runs from base 120 to 926 and encodes 268 amino acids. NCBI's taxonomy places the organism in Eukaryota, Metazoa, Arthropoda, Insecta, Lepidoptera, Nymphalidae. Gene Ontology annotation, molecular function: NAD(P)HX epimerase activity. The transcript is spliced from 4 exons.